UUGAUUGUCAAACCAGUGACAUUUCCGAUAGAACAUGAAAACAAGCAGUUUUGUAAACAAAAAUAACGAUAGCUUGGUGAAAAUUCUCUGAAACUCCCCAAAAACGUAAAGGAUUUUGAUUAAAACACGUUAAAUUAAGAUCAAAAUGUCUUCGCCCUCGGACCAAAACCCAGCGCAACCAAACUUUACGUGCUACAACGACAAAAGCCCACCGCUGUAUCCAAGCACGGAUCGGUUUAAUCCGCUAGGUUUCAGCACACCCCAGCAGCGAGGAAAUUUUACAACUCAAGCAAGAAAUUAUUAUUCCGUUCAGCCGAAGCACAUGCUGCCGCGUGCCAAAGGUUCUGAUGGGCGUUACAGACAUAGGCAGGACAACAAUCAAAACCAGAAUCGUUCAAGCCAUUUCUCCCAAGACCAGUCUCAUAAUAGCACAGAUCAAGGAAAUGGCAAUUUUCAUUCCGGUAAGCGGCUUGGGUUUGGUCACAAUUGGAGAGGACAUCAUAACCGAAACCAACGAUUCGGGGGACACACCCGACCGCAACACAACUAUCGCCAAAAGCAACAAAUACCAGAAGCAUAUAAUAUUGGAGACUAUUUUCACCCGUCCAUGCUGGAAGAUCCGUGGGAGUAUUUGCAACGGAAAGGCACUCCAUCCUUUGAUCGGUCUGUGAAGAAAGAUUCGCCGGACAGAGCCGAUGAAGACCGUGGCGAAUCAGCUGACAGUGACGAUGGAGUUUAGCAAGGUAGCUUAUAAGUAGAGAAAAGGAUAACCAGAUCUCUCAAUACUACGCUGGUGCAAUGGACGACGAUGUACAAAAUCGACUGUGUACAAAAACCGUGUCACAAAAUCAAAUUAAUUACCACAACAAAUCGAAAACAAAUUAAAUAAUUGAACAUAAAACGAUGAUCUCAUUGUAAAAAUGAGCAAACAUGUAGAUGGUGUAAAUAUAACUUUUUUGUUGUAAUAUCACCAUUUUUUAAAAAGAAAAUUGUACCCACAAAAGAGUAUCGAAAUAAAAGCGACAGAUUUCCGUGUCGUAUUUUACCACAAAAAACGCUGAUGAACAAAAACUAAUUUUUUCUAACGAUAUUCUUACAUAUAUUCGACUAAAUAUACAAAACGUUCUCUGUAAAAGCAACUUUGAAGUUCCCACGGCUUCUAAAACAGUACUUAAACAGCAUAGACGUUGAAAGGUGAGAAGCACUUUUUAUCGAUAAGCACAUGAAAUUAGUAAGAUAAUAAGAGUAAAAUCGUUAUUAUAACAACCUAUUUCUGAAACUUUUAUUUGAAAGGUUCCGUAACACACUAAAAGGUUUGUGUAAAAACAUAUUAAAUAAUACAAAGAGAGUAUUGUAUCCAAAUAAUUGGUAA
Messenger RNA from Anopheles funestus (African malaria mosquito), 1372 nucleotides. RefSeq lists its product as uncharacterized. Bases 146 to 739 code for a protein of 197 amino acids. The transcript has 2 exons. Lineage: Eukaryota; Metazoa; Arthropoda; Insecta; Diptera; Culicidae. The record is from RefSeq and is a predicted model, not a curated record.